Messenger RNA from Histoplasma mississippiense, 1248 nucleotides. RefSeq lists its product with no specific name. The record is from RefSeq and is a predicted model, not a curated record. The coding region runs from base 1 to 1248 and encodes 415 amino acids. Lineage: Eukaryota; Fungi; Ascomycota; Eurotiomycetes; Onygenales; Ajellomycetaceae. The transcript has 2 exons.
AUGGCAGCUACAGUCCAUGUCUACCGCAUUCACGAUCCGGAACCCUCCGUGAUUCCUCGCACUGGGCUAUCCCCUCAGUAUGCCUAUGGAGCCCAUGUGUUUCGUUGGAAAGAGUAUUUGUUUAUCACCUCCAACAAGAAGCCGAAUGUCUCCGGAGUCCAAGACAUUUCUUUGAAAGGGCUCAGCGAUGAGCAAGGCUUUCUCCACGCUGCAGCUGCUUCUCGGAAAGCACCUCAAGUUGUUGAACAAGCAUAUCUGGAGAUUAUAAAUAACGAAGAGCUCGCAGGAGAAUUUACAGCCGUCUGUGACCGUUGCGAUGCAGUGAUGAUCGAGUAUCUGGAAAUCGUGAAGACCGAAUGGUUGAAAUUUGCCGAGGCAUUCGAGUCUGGGCUCCAAUGCCUUCUUCAAACGACUAAGGAGGCAGAAGUAGAGAAGGCCCUAAAGCAGUUGAAGAAUUGUCUGCAUAUCCUCAGAGAUAGCAUGGGAAACGUCACCCACGAACAACAAACGGAGAACAUCCAACACCCCAAGAGCUGGGCGCUCGACUCCCUCCUCUGUCUUCUCGGGGAUUGUCUAGGCAGGAUGGAAAUGAUCAAAUGGGCAUUCGAUAUGGCUAAACCAUCUAAAGGGCCAUAUGACCUGCUCCGUCUUCGGGGUGAUUUGAUGUACAUCAAGGGACGAUACAAGCAGGGGAUAGGGGAACUGGACGAGAACCUGGCGCGUCUGACGGCAAAUGACGAUGCUGCAACAUCAACCCUGGUAGAGGACCUCGAGGCAUUUGAAGGCAUCAGAUUAACAGGAGAGAUGGUGAAGGAACAGUACACAGCUCUGAUGAGAGAACUGAGAAGGCUCGCUGGUGAUAUAGCGCCUGGUGUACCCAAAAGUGAUGAUUUUUCUCUCGCUGCGAACGUGAUCCUAAUCUGCACAUGUAUUGGGGUCCAUGCGGUCGCCCCCCAGCUGGAGGACGAUUUCUAUGCCAGGACGGAUUUUGAGAAUCAUGCUGCUGAGCUCAGCAGAUCGCCACUGUACCGGGAAAAGCGGAUCUCUUCUGAGGGCGCAGCAGACGAACUGGACCGCAUUAUCCUCCCUUUACGACCCAACAGAGACCCGGCUCCGUCCCCUGAAAUCAAAGACAGCGAUGUCUCUCGCCUACCGCUGCCUGAGAGGCGGUUGGGUAAAAGACUGAGGGUUAGCGAUUUAAGCCAACAGAAACGGUCGAAAAUGUCAGAGGCAAGUGAUUUCUGGUGA